AUGGAUUGCGAUGAGCUUAGUGAUGAAGAUCAACUCGCUGUUAAUAUCUAUAGCGUUUGUACUGCACAUGGUUUCCAAAACUCGUUUUCGGAACGAAAUCUUAUCGAACUUGUUGACGGUGAAUAUGAUCGCGGCUAUACCGAAUCAGAGCUGCGGAAGCUCAAUAAAACCCUGGCUCAAGUAUUGCAAAACUCGGAGCAUUUUCGCAGCUGUGGGCAGGGCGAGUGGAAAGCGAUUUCAGCAGGUGGUCAAAUGGAUAACAUUCACGAUUCCGUCGCGGACAAUAAAAAUGCAAAAAAAGGUGGCGCAAGAGGGAGAGGAGGAGCUGUACGUGGAAGAGGAGCUGCGGUCCCACGAAACCAGUUCAACAGGAAUGGUCGCGAAGGCUUCCGAGGUUUCAAUAACUCCCGUCCCCCCCGAGGCGGUUUGAACCAGCGGGGGGCGGCUGGAACGCACGGAUCAUCUUUUCGACCACAAGAAAAUCAUUCUAACUCACAACCUGAUUACCUGGCAAAUCAGCGGCCGCUGGGUCGGAACGGAUCUUCUAACGCGAGCAACCAAAGUUCGAACUAUGAUGGCUCGUUCAACAGAGACAACUCCAGAAACAGCGGUUAUCAGGAGAAUGUGAGACCUCAAUCCCCUCCACGUUAUCGGCGUUCAUCUCGACCACCAUCCCCACGAAGUAGAAAUUCCAAUUACUACGACAGGGAUUCUCAAAGAUACAACAAUGAUAGUAGAUACUUUGAUAACGAUCGUCGCGAAUACCAAAAUGAUAAGCAAUCCAACUACGGAGGAGAUCAGUAUGGUGGAAAUGAGCGCUACGGCGGGCAUGACAACGGUAGACGAUCACCGCCACCAAUGCGUUAUGACGAUACUCGCUACAACGAUUACCGACAGAAUAGCUAUGAGAGACAAGAUCGCUAUAACGAUGGACAUGGCUAUAACAAUGGGCGUCCAUCAUCACCGCAAUAUCGGCAAUACUCUCCUCCGCGCAACGGUAAUGGAUACAGGGACGACAGUGGUUUCAGAAUGAACGAACAGCAGUUCCGACAUGACUCACGCGAUGAACAUCGUGGUCGAACUCCACCUCUACCAAAUCGGCUACACAACUCACCGCCAUCGGAUCAUCGUCAAAGAAGAUCAGACUCAAGAAACUCCAAUGGAACCAACUUCUCUCAGUUUUCAGAAGAAAACAAUGAUUCCCCUCCGGCCAGUAAAUUCCGUACGGAAUAUGGUAACACACAAGCGUCUGUCCAAACGAGAGAUCCCAUUACCGUUGGUCCUAGUCCCGCCAAUACCAAUCCAUCGGGUUCUCUGAAUUCAAAUGAGUUGUUGAAUAGAAAACUUUGCAAACAACUCCUGAAGUUGAAGAAAGGGGGACAAAUGGAUUUGACCGACUUCGUCUACUUCCUCAAAGACAAAGGAAUCAUAAUACCCGGAGACAACUACGACGAACAGGAAAAUUACUUAUGUGCCCUAAAAGAAUCUAUGCCCGAGUUCUUUAAAAACAUGACCAUAGAUAGAGAUGAAAGUCUUAUAAUAUGGAAUGAAACCGAGAUGCAUCAAAACAAAGAAAACGAAGACGAGGAAGACGUUAACAAGCCUCACAGAAUUGAUGAUGCUGUCUGGAACUACAUCAAGUCAAUCAGCACGAACAGUUUCAAAAUGAGCGACGUGAUCCUUCAUCUGGUUCAGGAGACCGGAGAAAAAGCUGAACUCAUCAAGUCGAGGGUAGCUCAUGCGAUGUUCUAUACUCAUCAAGGAGAGUAUAGAUAUGUACCGGGCGAAAUGGACCUUGUUCAAAAAAUCGAAAGAGACCUCAAAGGUCCCAGCACUGAUUUAUUCAGUGCACCACUCGUACAUCCUGCAUUUUCACGACCGCAAACCUCAUUGAAUGUUACAUUUUGCUUUUUUCGAAAGUUCGCUCAUUUCGCCGUACGUCCUGUAGAAGCUGUUGAAGAAUUUGAGAAAAUGGAAAAAGAGAUAAAAGUUUCGAUGCAAGGGGCGAAUGUGAAGGAACAACCGAACGGUGGAUGGCAGCCACGUCAAGGAUGUCUUGUUCGUCUUCACGACUCAGAUAUUGGCAGCAAGUGGGCUCGCGGAAUGAUUAUCAAAGAGGAAAAUAAAGAGCUAUACCGUGUUUAUGUUCUCGAUUUUGGAUACCGGCUCAUGGUACGAAUCGCCGAUAUGGCAAUGAUGCCGCAACGGUUUUUGAAUAUCCCACCGUUUUGCAUCACUUGUAAAGUGAAUGCUACAAACGAGGAGCACACUGAACUCAACACACUAAACUGGAAACCUGAGGAGACGAACAAUUCGGAUAGAAUCAACGUCAGCAACUUACAACGAGGUGUCCCUGUGGAAGGAAUCCCAACGUUUACUGUGGAUCUGGCAACGGAAAGUUUCAAUGGAGGGAUGACCAACAUCUUGGAUAAACUACUAUAA
Caenorhabditis briggsae is the source of this 2442-nucleotide messenger RNA. It is a transcript of the gene Cbr-rsd-6, whose product is annotated as Protein CBR-RSD-6. The transcript has 10 exons. Bases 1 to 2442 code for a protein of 813 amino acids. The record is from RefSeq and is a predicted model, not a curated record. Lineage: Eukaryota; Metazoa; Nematoda; Chromadorea; Rhabditida; Rhabditidae.